AUGAAAGUAUAUUCUAUUUUCAGAUCUGGGCAUUUUUUAGUUCUGCUUUGUCUUUUCACUGUGGAAAGCAAAAAGUCACCAACAGUGAAGCAUACCUGCCGAAAAGGACUCCUCUCCCAAGUGACAGAGAACCUGUAUAUCAAGGCAACUAGUUUAAAAUCAUCUGCUCCUAAGGAUCUGAUCAAGAACACGAGACUGCUUAAAAAGACAACAAAAAUGCUGUUUAUGACAAACUGCAGUGUUCGAAAUCAGCUCCUCUCCUUCUAUGUGAAAAAUGUUUUCAAUCAUCUUGGAGUAGGAAGUGACAAGUUGUACAUUAUUAGUGCCUUCCAAGUCUUGCAAGUGAACAUGAAUGCCUGUCUUCCAUGUGCUCCAUCCGCAAGGUUAACUUCUGCAGUCAAAAACUUAAGGAAAGCAUUUCUUAAGCUUGGAGAGAAGGGAAUCUACAAGGCCAUCCAUGAGCUGGAUAUUCUCCUUCCCUGGAUUCAGGAAUACAUACAAACCAUCAUAUGAAGAAUGAGGAAGUGACAGAGAACAUGCUGCUUCUGUGCUAAGGACAGAUCCUUACCCAAAAUGCCUGAAAAUCAACCAAGAGCUGGAGGUACAACAGGCCUACCAGUGACUGCAUCCCACUGAAAGAGAUCCUCUGUAACACGGUGGUGUAAAGAACAAUUUUCAAGAGCUUUCAUGGCUCGUCUGGCAUAUGAGCUGAACCUGUCCUGCAGUAGAAGAGCAUCCUCUGGAGCAGUUACAGCAUGCUGAUGUACUUCUUGUCCUGCCUGCCUCCCACCUGCUUUACAGGCAGCCCCUGGACACAUUGCAUGAGCAUAACUUGAAAUCUGCUAGAUUCCAUGCGCAGACACAAUGUCCCACGUGCAGUGGACACGAUCUAGCCAUGCCUUGUGCUACCCUGUGUGGCACAUUUUAAAGCAAUGAGGACCACUUCUGAAAAUCCCUCCCCUAAGAUAUAUGUCCAAUUUUUUUGCUAUAGCUAUAAAACAGUUUAGCUAUAUAACAUUUUUUGUUA
Pezoporus flaviventris is the source of this 1027-nucleotide messenger RNA. It is a transcript of the gene IL26, whose product is annotated as interleukin 26. Lineage: Eukaryota; Metazoa; Chordata; Aves; Psittaciformes; Psittacidae. The record is from RefSeq and is a predicted model, not a curated record. Bases 1 to 513 code for a protein of 170 amino acids. The transcript is spliced from 5 exons.